This is a messenger RNA of Dioscorea cayenensis subsp. rotundata (Guinea yam), 2489 nucleotides long. RefSeq names its product NADPH--cytochrome P450 reductase-like. Gene Ontology annotation, cellular component: cytosol. Gene Ontology annotation, molecular function: NADPH-hemoprotein reductase activity; flavin adenine dinucleotide binding; FMN binding. The transcript is spliced from 18 exons. Bases 129 to 2207 code for a protein of 692 amino acids. NCBI's taxonomy places the organism in Eukaryota, Viridiplantae, Streptophyta, Magnoliopsida, Dioscoreales, Dioscoreaceae. The record is from RefSeq and is a predicted model, not a curated record.
UCCUUCCCUUUUCUCCAUAGACGAAGUCACGAAGACUUCUCAGAAAGACGAACGGGCGAGAUCUUCGGAGGCGCCUCGGGAUCGGGUCGCAGGGAGAGAUUGACGGCCGGAUCUAUAGUUAGGCGGUGAUGAAGCUCUCGGCGCUGGAUCUCGUGAUGGCGAUCCUCACCGGCGGCGAUGGGACGGCGCCGGAGGAUGCCGCGAGGGAGAGGGUGCUGGCGAUCAUCGUCACCGCCGGCUCGCUGCUGAUCGGCUGCGUUGUUCUCUUAUUUUGGCGCCGGUCGGCCGGCCAGAAUAGUAAUCGGCCGGCGGAGCCGGUGAGGCCUGUCGUCGUCCGGGAUGAGGCCGAGGAUGUGGACGAUGGGAAGAAGCGCGUCACUAUCUUCUUUGGCACUCAGACCGGCACCGCCGAGGGAUUCGCCAAGGCGUUGGCGGAGGAAGCGAGAGCGCGGUAUGAAAAGGCAAUAUUCAAAAUCGUCGAUCUGGACGAGUACGCUGCCGAUGAUGAUGAAUAUGAAGAGAAGAUGAAGAAGGAAACUCUUGCCCUGUUCUUCUUAGCAACAUAUGGAGAUGGUGAACCCACUGAUAAUGCAGCUAGAUUCUAUAAGUGGUUUACUGAGGGACAAGAGAGGGGAGUUUGGCUUCAAAAUCUUCAGUUUGCUGUCUUUGGUCUUGGCAACAGGCAGUAUGAGCAUUUUAACAAGGUGGCAAAGGUUGUUGAUGAGAUUCUUGCUGAUCAGGGUGGGAAGCGUCUUGUCCCUGUAGGGCUUGGAGAUGAUGAUCAAUGCAUUGAGGAUGACUUCAAUGCAUGGAAAGAGCUUGUAUGGCCAGAAUUGGAUCAAUUACUCAGGGAUGAAGAUGACGUUUCUGGUGCAUCAACCCCUUACCAAGCUGCUAUACCUGAAUAUCGUGUUGUGUUUAUUGAUUCUGCUGAUGCAUCAUUUAUGGAGAAGAAUGGGAAUCUUGCCAAUGGACAUGCUGUUCAUGAUAUCCAACAUCCAUGCAGAGCUGAUGUUGCUGUAAGGCGAGAACUUCAUACACCAGCUUCAGAUCGUUCCUGUAUUCAUUUGGAGUUUGAAAUCUCUGGCACUGGACUAGUGUAUGAAACAGGAGACCAUGUUGGUGUUUUCUCAGAAAAUUGUAUUGAGACCGUGGAAGAGGCAGAAAGGCUUUUAGGCUAUUCAUCAGACACAUACUUCUCCAUUCAUGCGAAUGAGGAGGAUGGCUCACCACGCAGUGGUGGCUCCCUAGCUCCUCCUUUCCCGUCGCCAUGUACCUUGAGAACUGCACUUGCACGAUAUGCUGACCUUCUGAGUUCACCUAAGAAGGCUGCUUUACUUGCUUUAGCUGCUCAUGCUUCUGAACCCAGUGAGGCUGAACGACUUAGAUUUCUAGCUUCCCCUGCUGGGAAGGAUGAAUAUUCUCAAUGGAUAGUUGCAAGUCAGAGGAGCCUUCUAGAAGUUAUGGCGGAAUUUCCUUCUGCAAAGCCUCCUCUUGGUGUUUUCUUUGCAGCAAUAGCUCCUCGCUUGCAGCCUAGAUAUUAUUCUAUAUCAUCUUCUCCCAAGAUGGCACCCUCAAGAAUUCAUGUAACAUGUGCCUUGGUCUAUGGACCGACACCAACUGGAAGGAUUCACAAAGGAGUCUGUUCAACUUGGAUGAAGCAUGCGACCCCUUUGGUUGAAGAUCAGGAUAGUAGUUGGGCUCCUGUCUUUGUGAGGCAAUCGAAUUUUAAACUUCCAGCAGAUACAAGUGUACCAAUCAUCAUGAUUGGUCCUGGUACAGGGCUAGCUCCUUUCAGGGGAUUCUUGCAGGAACGAUUGGCACUGAAGCAUUCUGGAGCAGAACUUGGCCAAGCGAUUCUCUUCUUUGGAUGCAGGAACCGGAAGCAGGAUUUCAUUUAUGAGGAUGAAUUGAACAAUUUUGUUGAGGCAGGUGCACUCUCUGAGCUGAUUGUCGCCUUCUCUCGUGAGGGUCCAACCAAGGAUUAUGUGCAGCAUAAGAUGACUGAAAAGGCAUCUGAGUUGUGGCACAUCAUCUCCAAUGGCGGUUAUGUUUAUGUGUGUGGUGAUGCUAAGGGGAUGGCUAGAGAUGUCCAUCGUGUUCUUCAUACUAUAGUCCAAGAGCAAGGAUCCCUGGAUAGUUCCAAAGCCGAGAGCAUGGUGAAGAGUCUGCAAAUGGAAGGGAGAUAUCUUCGCGAUGUUUGGUAAAAGCCCCGCCGGAACGAAAUUGAGAAAGUAGUGCAUGUUAAGGGAGAAAACCCUGUGGAACCGUGGAAGGAACUAUGGUUCCAUUUCGAAGUCUCUUCCUUGCACCUCAUGUUUUGUUGUUUUAGAUUAUAUGCUAUUCUUUCGACAUACUAACAGGAGUCUUCGAUGUAAUAUAGAUCCGAAAUAUAUAUUAUCUUUGCGAUUAGUGCCAUUCAUCAAGAAAAUAAAACCAAUAUUUGUAGGCAGUUUUUCUUUCGGUUGUCGAAUGGAAUGUAUUAUAUA